AGCAGCCUGCUUCAUAUACUCAAGCAAUUCGACUUUUCAACUCUCUUGCUAUCUUCCCUUGCUCUGCAAGCUAGUGGUGCUCUCGUUAAUUCUGCACCAUACCCAUGAGAUUCACUCUGCCAGUGGAGCGGCAACUGUAGACUAACACAACAAUCCGCCAUGAGGCUCAACAGGCGGACUCCGUCCCUAAUUAGCCUCAUCCUCACCGCGCCCACCUUAUCCGCAGCUUUUUACCUGCCAGGCGUAGCACCCACCUCAUAUGAUGAUGGCCAACCCGUGCCGCUCUACGUGAACCACCUCACCCCCGGCAUCGCACAGCAAGAUGAACAGCUUCAUUCCGUAUUCUCUUACGAUUACUACCACCCCGCGUUUCGGUUUUGCGAGCCCGAAGGCGGCCCGAAAGAUGUUCGAGAAUCACUGGGUAGUAUUCUAUUCGGAGACAGAAUCCAGACAUCCCCCUUCGAAUUGAAGAUGCGCAAGAACGAAACCUGCAAAGCGGCUUGCGGCGAGGUCAUUUUCGAUUCCCGAAGUGCCAAGUUCACAAACAGGAGGAUAGCCCAGGGAUAUAAUAUCAAUUGGCUCGUGGACGGGCUGCCUGCCGCUCAGCAAAAUGGAGGAACCCAGCCCCAGGCGUACAGUCCGGGCUUUACGCUAGGCACGCUGGAUGAGAGCGAGAAGCCAAUUUUGCACAAUCAUUUUGAUAUCAUCAUUGACUACCAUCCUGUGAACUUUGGCAACAAGGAGAAGUAUCGAGUGAUCGGUGUCCUCGUUCAGCCGGGUUCUCGGCGCGGCUCAAGAGUCUCUGAGGAUGGGACCGCAACCUGCAAUGAAGACGGCCCGAUUUACCUGGAUGAAGACUCUGAGACAGCGGUGACAUGGACCUACAGUGUCAGCUGGCGAGAGUCGUCUACCCCAUGGGCAACCCGCUGGGACAAGUAUCUGCAAGUUCAGUAUCCGAAAAUCCACUGGUUCUCCCUUGUUAAUGCGGCCGUCUUUGUUGUCUUCCUCGUCGGUAUGGUCAGUAUGAUUCUCGUUCGGGCUCUUAAGAAGGAUAUUGCUCGAUACAACCGUCUGGAUAUGAUCAACCUCGACGAUUUGGAUGGGACGUCCGCGGCAGUUGAAGACGGAAUCCAAGAAGAUUCGGGCUGGAAGCUGGUGCAUGGUGAUGUCUUCCGGUGCCCGAAGUCACCGUUACUUCUAAGUGUCCUGGUUGGAAAUGGAGCUCAGCUCUUCAUGAUGACUGGUGUCACUGUUGUUUUCGCCAUGUUUGGCCUCCUCUCUCCGGCAAACCGUGGUUUCCUCGCGACUGCAAUCCUCCUGAUCUACACUCUAUUUGGGUUUGUUGGAGGCUACGUCUCCGCCCGCAUCUAUAAGGCUUUUGGUGGUGAAUCCUGGAAGCGCAACAUUAUCAUGACUCCGCUGCUUGUCCCAGCUUUCAUUUUCAGCGUAUUCUUCCUGCUCAAUCUUUUCGUAUGGGCUAAGGGUUCAAGUGGCGCUGUACCGUUUGGUACAAUGCUCGCUCUGGUGUUAAUCUGGUUCGUCAUUAGCGUACCGCUCAGCGUGGCUGGUAGCUGGGUUGGUUUCAAGCAGCGGAUUAUUGAGGGACCAACGAAAGUCAAUCAAAUCCCGCGCCAAAUUCCGCCUAUGACCGGCAGCUUGAAGACGGUACCAUCGCUACUUUUGACUGGUAUACUACCCUUCGGAGCUAUCUUCGUUGAACUUUACUUCAUCAUGACAUCGCUCUGGACCAACAAGAUUUACUACAUGUUCGGAUUCCUAUUCCUGUGCUACGGCCUGAUGAUCGUGACCACAGCGGCUACAACUGUUCUGCUGGUCUACUUUUUACUUUGUGCGGAGAACUACAGGUGGCACUGGAGGGCAUUUGCAGGAGCAGGAAUGACGGGUGUAUACGUCUUCUUGAAUGCGCUGCUGUUCUGGGCUACUAGAGUAAGUUUUGGAGGCCUAAUUGGAGCUGUUCUAUACAUGGGCUACUCCGCCUUGAUCGGGUUUACUGUUUUCAUUCUUACCGGUUCUAUCGGCUUCUUCGCUAGUUGGGCCUUUGUGCAACGCAUAUACGGCUCCAUCAAGGUCGACUAAUUCGCAUCACUUUCCUUCUCCGCCUUGUGGAGUCUCAAGUGUCCGUUGAUGGCACCGGCAUAAGUUUUUUUAGUGUUUUUUUUUUUUUUGGCUUGAGAUGUCAUGGCUGUUUGAUAGUAUGGGGUUUUUGAAGCGUUUCUUCUUUUUGGAUUAUUUACCUGUUCUAAUCUUGCUCAUGUUGUUCUGUAUGCCAUACCCUGUACAUAGGUUGAGUGGGCGGGAACGGGGUUUCGAUCCUACUAGUUGAGGAGCCCAGGGAUGUUGACAAGGGAUCUGUACGAUACUCACGGCAAAACGGGCUUAGAUCGAACUAUUUGGCUCUGAAACUGUAAAAGCUGCUAAGGCUGCAGCUCGCCAGGCCGAUGUUUCUGCAGACUCGAGGAGUCGAUGAGGAUGACGGAACGCCUGAGACCGCCAAGGCUCCCAGUGGUCUGGAAUCCUCAACUUCGGAAGCUUCAGCGAUCUUGUUCCGUUGCCACACUCCGGACACAACAAUCGCUACUUACACUUCGAUCGCUGCUGUUAUACUGUGUUCCAGCCAUUUCAUUUUGCUUCACCUGCUUAGUUCCACUUGCAGCUCUCGUUAGCUCUCCGUUCCCUCUUCAGAUCCCUACCCCUCCAACAACUGGCUCAUUAUCAAUCCGGCCUUCGCUACCCCGCGGCUCCCGCAUAUCUGUCGCCAACCCGACAUUGUCGCAUGACAGACCCUGAGCCUCAGUGAGCCCGGAUCAUUCUCGACCAUAUUUUCGAAUUGCGCUUGGACUGGGUUUUUGAUGAUAUAAUUGAAUAUGGGAAAGUCGUAAGUAGUUGGUUUGUUUCCGCGAUUCGCUCCGCUUCUCCUUCGCCCCGUACUCUUCGAGUGCCGGAGCAAAGAGUUUCCAAGCACCGUGUGGGGAACAUUUUGACUACCAGUAGAAUAGUCGGACCUUUUCUACAGUCAAAGCUAUCCCCCUCCC
Molecule: messenger RNA, 3053 nt
Organism: Aspergillus calidoustus
Lineage: Eukaryota; Fungi; Ascomycota; Eurotiomycetes; Eurotiales; Aspergillaceae
Source: the annotation of a GenBank genome assembly